AUUCCCAUCUGCCCAGCGGAGAAAAGGAAUAAGGAAAGGGGAAAGAAAGCCGUCCAAAUCUUCGGUGUUGCCAUCUCCCUCCUCGCGCGUGCUGUUCUCCUCCCUCGUUCUCUCGCUUCCCACCUCCUCUGCUUGGCUUUCUUUGCUUCUCUUCCCCUUCGCUUCCGCCACUCGGCUUCCCCCUUCGUUCUUCCUUGACGAUUUCUGUCAUCUUAAUUUUUUGACCUUUCUGCCAUUGAAGAUUUGAUUACCGCUGAAAGAACGGAUUUUGAUGACGAAAUCUCAGGGUUCGGGAAUGGGGAGGUACGCGAGGAAGGCCAAGAUCGACGGAAAGGCGGCGGUCACGGAGGCCGUUCACCAUCAACCCUCGCUCGGGGUUCACACCAGGGCCAAAACCCUGGCACUCAAGCGCCUCCAGGAGACGUCACCGGACACCGCGUCCUGCUACCUCCAGCUCCGAAGCCGCUGUCUCGAGAAGCACCUCCCCGUCCCCUCUUCCGCUAGGUCCAGGGCAGCUACCAGGAACAGGCCGAACGCUGACCCUAACCCUAAUUCUCACGCUAGCCCUAGCCGUAGCCCUAAUCACGUGAACCAGGCGGCCGGUGCGGCAGAGAGUCCGGUGAAUUCGGACUCCGUGGGGUCCGUACCAACAAAGAGUCGCUGCUUCACGAAGACAAAGCCCACGGCGUUGGCUGUUCGGGAGGUGUCGCCGGAGGUCGAUCCCGCGGAGACGGAAGGUUCCUUUGGGGAGAAUGUUCUCGACCUCGACGCCUCCAGGACUGCGAGAGAACCCACACCUUGUGAUCUGAUAAGGGACUCAGAAACCGUUGGAACACCUGGUUCAACGACUCGGCGGACCACAAGCAAGAGGCAGGCAGCAACUCCCAGUAGUAUACCAACGAACCUUGAAAUGGAGGAGCUUUUUGCUGGCCCCGAACAACUUCAACAGAGAAGUUUUGUAGAAAGGUACAACUUCGAUGUGGUGAAAGAUCAACCGCUCCCUGGCCGCUAUGAAUGGGUAAAAUUGGAUUCUUAGAUGUUCUCCAAUCACGCAAACUCACCGGUGACCUCUGCCCGAGAUUUUCCGACGAGGGUGGUCUCGUCUGCGGUGGUGGCGUGUCCCACCCUUCCUUCCGUAAGAUACAAUCUUCACCAAGAUUAGUGUUUAUUCUCUAACAGCUAGUGGCUGAUCAAAGGUCAUCAAUUUGUAGCUAUUCAAAUCGAUCGGAUCUGGGUGUCUCUUCUGUGGUUCGUGGGGGAGAUAGGUGGUUGUACCUUGGUUUGUAUCUUUAUGUAGACAAGUACUGGUGAAACUGAUCGCUCUGUGUGAAUAAACAUAGACCUGACCCCAUCUCCCCAUUGCCUUUCUGUCUCGGUAACAUUUCUGCUGCCGAGACUGGACUUGUUUGUCAUUGCCUCUGUUUCUCUUCGGUGAUCAACUCCCAAGUUCUGCUCAGGGUUUCACUGCGGUGUGGUAAUUGCUUUCUGCUGCGUGUGGUACGGACAUGGGAACAAUGUCAGUGAUGGCAAGACGUAGUCGGUCCUUUGUUUCCUAUUCUACUGUGGUAACUCCUGCGCCGGUUGGUCGCGUAGUUAAUCCACUGCAGCAGCAUAAACUAGUACGUGCUGCAUGCGCAUGAAAGAACGUUGUUUACUGGCUUUGUGAUUGGUGGAUUAAUCAAAUGGCAUUUGAUCAUUA
Messenger RNA from Musa acuminata AAA Group (dessert banana), 1699 nucleotides. RefSeq names its product cyclin-dependent kinase inhibitor 3. Gene Ontology annotation, biological process: negative regulation of cyclin-dependent protein serine/threonine kinase activity. The transcript has 3 exons. The record is from RefSeq and is a predicted model, not a curated record. Lineage: Eukaryota; Viridiplantae; Streptophyta; Magnoliopsida; Zingiberales; Musaceae. Gene Ontology annotation, molecular function: cyclin-dependent protein serine/threonine kinase inhibitor activity. Gene Ontology annotation, cellular component: nucleus. The coding region runs from base 272 to 1036 and encodes 254 amino acids.